Messenger RNA from Spinacia oleracea (spinach), 1029 nucleotides. Its product is annotated as 60S ribosomal protein L10a. The record is from RefSeq and is a predicted model, not a curated record. Lineage: Eukaryota; Viridiplantae; Streptophyta; Magnoliopsida; Caryophyllales; Amaranthaceae. The transcript has 6 exons. Gene Ontology annotation, cellular component: large ribosomal subunit. Gene Ontology annotation, biological process: translation. Bases 152 to 802 code for a protein of 216 amino acids. Gene Ontology annotation, molecular function: RNA binding; structural constituent of ribosome.
CUACAGAAGUCCAAAAGAAAAGGCCCAGGUCGAUACGCCACCUAAAAACGUUGUUGAUCGUACUUACUGCUGAAACUAAAAGGAAGCAGCCAUAACAUAAACCCUAACAAUUUAAUUGGUUCACAAAUUUUGCUCCUUUUGAACUUUAAUCAUGAGUAAGCUUCAAAGUGAAGCUGUGAGAGAAGCUAUAUCUGGGAUUGCAAAUGAUUGCAAGGAAAAGAAUCGCAAGUUUACAGAGACUAUUGAACUCCAGAUUGGGCUGAAGAAUUAUGACCCACAAAAGGACAAGCGUUUCAGUGGCUCUGUUAAAUUGCCACACAUCCCUCGUCCCAAGAUGAAAGUUUGCAUGCUUGGAGAUGCACAACACGUUGAAGAGGCUGAGAGAAUAGGUUUGCAAUGGAUGGACGUAGAAGCGUUGAAGAAACUCAACAAGAACAAGAAGCUGGUUAAAAAGCUUGCAAAGAAGUACCAUGCUUUCCUUGCAUCUGAGGCAGUCAUUAAACAGAUUCCGCGUUUGCUCGGUCCUGGUCUUAACAAGGCUGGCAAGUUCCCUACUCUUGUCACCCACCAAGAACCCUUGGAGAACAAAGUGAACGAGAUUAAGGCAACUGUGAAGUUCCAGCUUAAGAAAGUUCUCUGCAUGGGAGUUGCUGUUGGUAACCUUAGUAUGGAAGAGAAGCAGAUAUUCCAAAAUGUGCAAAUGAGCGUCAACUUUCUCGUCUCAUUGCUGAAGAAGAAUUGGCAAAAUGUCCGGUGCUUAUACCUGAAGAGUACCAUGGGCAAGCCAUACCGCAUCUUCUAAAUCAGUCUAUGUCACUGUUUUUGAUUUACCGGCUUAGGAGAGUUUGCUUAUUGCCUGUUCCUUCAUUAAAACCUUCGCCUUAUUUCCUAUUGACUCAGUUACGUUCCAAAACUGUAUCAGCUUAGUUACAAAAAAAAAACUUUGUUUUGUUCUAUGGUCCUAAUUUCAAUAUAUCAAGGCUGUUAAAAGAAAAAUUAAUUUUGUUCAAUGUUAUUUCAAUUUAUCCA